Messenger RNA from Humulus lupulus (European hop), 1393 nucleotides. RefSeq names its product lignin-forming anionic peroxidase-like. Gene Ontology annotation, molecular function: peroxidase activity; heme binding. The transcript has 4 exons. NCBI's taxonomy places the organism in Eukaryota, Viridiplantae, Streptophyta, Magnoliopsida, Rosales, Cannabaceae. The record is from RefSeq and is a predicted model, not a curated record. Bases 139 to 1119 code for a protein of 326 amino acids. Gene Ontology annotation, biological process: response to oxidative stress; hydrogen peroxide catabolic process.
AUUGAUGCGAGUGAUUCAACUAUUUUCAUCACACACUACAUAAUCUUCUCUAUUUUCACUCAUUGAUUCCAUUUUGGUCUCCCCUUGAAUAAUUUGAAUUAGUAGUAUUGGUUCGAAGGGGAAGUUGAAUAUAAGAAUAUGGAGGGUUUAAACAUGAAAUACCAUUCUUUCACAAGUGUAGUUUCGUUGUCGUUGUUGUUGUUGCUUUGUAGCACUACAACUACAUGUAAAGCUCAACUCUCUUCCACUUUUUACGACAGUACUUGUCCUACCGCUCUUUCUACUAUCCAAACUUCAAUAAACGCAGCCAUCUCACAAGAAACUCGUAUGGCUGCGUCUCUCAUUCGGCUUCACUUCCAUGACUGCUUUGUUCAGGGCUGUGAUGCAUCAAUUUUACUUAACGACACAGCCACAAUCACAAGUGAAAAGGCAGCUUUACAAAAUGUGAACUCUAUAAGAGGUGAAAAUGUCAUUGAAGAUGCAAAAGCCCAAGUGGAGAGCGUAUGUCCCGGAGUUGUAUCUUGUGCUGAUAUUCUUGCUGUUGCAGCUAGAGAUGCAUCUGUUGCUGUGGGUGGUCCAUCUUGGACAGUGAUGCUUGGGAGAAGAGAUUCAACUACAGCAAACCUCGCCGAAGCUAAUAGCGAUCUUCCACUUUUCACAAAUACCCUUCAAGAAUUGAUUGACAAUUUUUCAAACAAAGGCCUCAAUGCCAGAGACAUGGUUGCCCUAUCAGGUUCGCAUACUAUUGGACAAGCUCAAUGCUUUACGUUCCGUGACAGGAUAUACAACGCAACUAACAUCAAUGCAACCUUUGCUAGCAAUCUUAGAAAUGGAUGCCCUCAAAGCGGCGGAAAUUCAAAUUUGGCACCACUUGAUACGGUGACACCCAAUGCAUUUGACAACAAUUACUUCACAAAUUUGGUCGAGCAGAAGGGUCUUCUGGCUUCGGACCAAGUCCUCUUUAGUGGAGGAGAAACUGACAGUAUUGUCAAUGAGUACAUCACCACUGCUUCCACUUUCAACUCUGAUUUUGCUUCGGCCAUGGUUAAAAUGGGAAAUAUUGAGCCUACCACUGGUUCAGCUGGGGAGAUCAGGAGGAUUUGUAGUGCUGUUAACUAAUUGUUAUGUUACGUUGAAAGCAUCAUGGUUUAAUUAUGACCAAGAAAAAAGUAAUUAAUACUUGAUGCCUAUAUAUGUCUUUCAAAUUACUAUAUUUUGUAACUUUAUAGUAAUUGGUGAACCAAGUUUAUACGUGCGAAAUUCUUAUAGACUUAUAUAGUUUGUAAUACAAUCACAAACGACGUUAACGUUUGUGAGAGAUGGAUUAUAAUUACUUGUGUAACACACUUGGAAACAACGUGAUGUUCUUUAAAUAUCAUCAUUUUUAUACAAA